This is a messenger RNA of Lynx canadensis (Canada lynx), 3618 nucleotides long. It is a transcript of the gene PLEKHG4, whose product is annotated as pleckstrin homology and RhoGEF domain containing G4. The transcript is spliced from 21 exons. NCBI's taxonomy places the organism in Eukaryota, Metazoa, Chordata, Mammalia, Carnivora, Felidae. Bases 1 to 3618 code for a protein of 1205 amino acids. The record is from RefSeq and is a predicted model, not a curated record. Gene Ontology annotation, molecular function: guanyl-nucleotide exchange factor activity.
AUGGAAGGGCCCUUGGAAGUUGGGGAUAAGUCCCCAGACUCCCAGGGACACGCCACUGACUCGAGGUUUGCUGUGUGCAGUUUCAGGGAUGCCUGGGAUGAGGAGGAACCUGUUCCCCACGUGCAGGUUAAGGACCCUAAUCCUCCAAGAUCACCAGCAGGGACAGCCCAGGGAGAAGGGCUUCUUGGCAGCUCCGUGCCUGGGGAUCUUCAGUCACCCCUAGGACCGAUGGCUGCAGAUGGGCCGGGGGAAGGGCAGGGGGACACAUUAGGAGGUUCCUCAGUUCAGUUAGAGGAACCCACCCCAUCUAGAGUGGAGAGCCUCCCAUAUCCAGUGUCCUCCCACCUCAGCCUCGCACAGGGCAAGAGUGAUAGUCGAGGGGGAGACUUGGCAAGAGACCAAGUUCCAGACAGGUUAGUGCCAGCUGGCUUGGGUCCUGAGGGGUUGGACAGCGAUCCUGUGGACCUUGGAGGCCCUUUAUCUGAGACAUCUUCAGAACUACUGGAGCCAGACCCCAGUGGAUCUUGCCUCCCUAAGCCUGCUAAUUACCUCCUGGCCCAAGACCUCUCCUGGGAGCUGCUGGCUAGUGGCAUGGCUACCUUACCAGGGACUCGGGAUGUAGAAGGCCGGGCAGUGCUGCUUCUGUGUGCCCAUAGCCCAGCCUGGCUCUACCCCAAGUGCAGUAGCCAUGAACUUAUCCGCCUCCUGCUGUACCUGCGAAGCAUUCCCAGGCCUGAAGUACAGGCCCUGGGAUUGACCGUGCUGGUGGAUGCCCGAGUUUGUUCCCCAAGUUCUUCUCUCUUCUGGGGGCUCAGCCAACUACAAGAAGCAGCCCCAGGGUCAGUAUACCAGGUGCUGCUGGUGGGAAAGAUGCCAGAGGAGGUGCCUUCCAGGCUGCAGCUGCAGCAGCUGCCCUCUCAUCAGAGCCUGCUGACCUACAUCUCCACUUCUCGGUUGCCAGCUUCAAUGGGAGGAGGCCUGCCUUACUGCCACCAGACCUGGCUGGACUUCCGGAUGCGUCUGGAAGCCCUACUGCAAAGCUUCCAGGUGGUUUGUACCUUGCUCCAGGAGGCCAUUGAGAGCAUGAAGGCUGUGCCCCAGCCCAUGGAGUCUGGGGAAGUUGGUCGGCUGCUCCAGCAGACACAAGUCCUGAUGCAGCACGUGCUAGACUCACCCUGGCUAGCAUGGCUACAGUUCCAGGGGGGGUUGGAGCUGGCAUGGUUGAAGCAAGAGGUCCCAGAGGUGACCCUGAGCCCAGACUACAGGCCAGCAGUGGAUGAAGUUGAUGAGCUCUAUGGCCGUGUAGAUGGACUGCUGCACCAACUGACCCUGCAGAGCAACCGGCGAGUACAGGCACUAGAGUUGGUCCAGACUCUGGAGGCCCAGGAGGGCAGGCUGCACCAGAUUGAAGUAUGGCUACAGCAGGUGGGCUGGCCAGCACUUGAGGAGCUAAGGGAGCCCUCACUGGACAUGCUGCUCCAGGCCCAAGGCCCUUUUCAGGAGCUGGACCAGGUUGCUCAGGAGCAGGUCCGGCGAGGGGAGAGGUUUCUGCAGCCACUGGCUGGCUGGGAGGCUGCUGAGCUGGGCCCUGCUGGGGCCCGCUUUCUGGCCCUGCAAGCCCAGCUGACUGACUUCUCCAGGGCUUUGGCCCAGCGGCGGCAGCGGCUGGCAGAUGCUCAGAGGCUGUUGCAUUUUUUCAAGCAGGCCUCGACAUGGGCUGAGGAGGGGCAGAGGGUGUUGGCAGAGCUGGAGCAGGAGCGCCCAGGGGUCGUGCUGCAACGGCUGCAGCUGCAUUGGACCAAGCACCCUGACUUGCCUCCUGCCCACUUCCGAAAGAUGUGGGCUCUGGCCACAGGGUUGGGCUCCGAGGGCAUUCGCCAGGAGUGCCGCUGGGCCUGGGCACGAUGCCAGGACACCUGGCUGGCCCUGGACCAGAAGCUAGAGGCUGCACUGGAGCCACCACUGACGACGACCACAACGGGCAGCACAGCUAGCCUGUGUGUCAGCCGUUUCCCUGCUGCAUCUGCCACCCCUCCCCUGAGGAAGGCAUAUAGCCUCGAUCAGAAUCUGGGGCAGAGUCUCAGAGAGCCUGCCCACCACUGCCACCGUGCGGCUCUUGUGGCUGCUUCCCACGGACCAGACGCUGAAGGUGGUGCCCAGCCAGGGUCAUCCCCUACCAUGCUUCCACCAGGCAGUUCUGACCCCAGGACCCCCAACAGGCUCCAGCUGGUAUUGGCAGAGAUGGUGGCUACGGAGCGGGAGUAUGUCCGAGCUCUUGAUUACACCGUGGAGAACUACUUCCCUGAGCUGGAUCGCCCCGAUGUGCCCCAGGGCCUCCGUGGCCAGCGUGCCCACCUCUUUGGCAACCUGGAGAAGCUGCGGGACUUCCAUUGUCAUUUCUUCCUGCGUGAGCUGGAGGCCUGUACCCAGCACCCAUCCCGGGUAGCCUAUGCGUUCCUGCGCCAUAGGUUGCAGUUUGGGAUGUACGCACUCUACAGCAAGAAUAAACCUCGCUCUGAUGCCCUGAUGACCAGCUUCGGUCAUUCCUUCUUCAAGGACAAGCAGCAAGCACUGGGGGACCACCUGGACUUGGCCUCCUACCUGCUGAAGCCCAUCCAGCGUAUGAGCAAGUAUGCAUUGCUGCUGCAGGAACUGGCAAGGGCCUGCGGGGGUGCUGUGCAGGAGCUGAGUGCCCUGCGGGCUGCCCAGAGCCUUGUGCGCUUCCAGUUGCGACAUGGCAAUGACCUGCUAGCUAUGGACGCCAUCCAGGGCUGUGAUGUUAACCUGAAGGAACAGGGUCAGCUGGUGCGACAGGAUGAGUUCAUGGUACGUGCUGGGCGCCGUAAGUCCUUGCGCCGUGUUUUCCUCUUUGAGGAGCUACUGCUCUUCAGCAAGCCUCGCCGAGGACCCACGGGCAUUGACACAUACGCCUACAAGCGUUCCUUCAAGACGGCAGACUUGGGCCUCACUGAGUGCUGUGGGGAUAACAACCUGCGGUUUGAGAUCUGGUUCCGCCGUCGCAAGGCCAGGGACACCUUUGUGCUGCAGGCUGCCAGCUUGGCCACCAAGCAGGCUUGGACAGCUGACAUUUCUCGUCUGCUCUGGAGGCAGGCCAUCUACAACAAGGAGGUUCGCAUGGCUGAGAUGGUGUCCAUGGGUGUGGGGAACAAGGCCUUGCAGGACAUCUACCCCAGCGAGGAAGCUAUCAACGACCGCACUGUCAACUACAUCCUGAAGUGCCGAGAAGUUCGCUCUCGGGCCUCUGUUGCUGUGGCCCCGUUUGACUAUGAGAGCCCCUAUCUGGGGCCCUUGAGCUCCCUUCCUGGAGACCCUGCCUCUUGCUCUAUGCUGGGGUCCCUCAACCUGCAUCUGUACAGAGACCCGGCUCUUCUGGGACUCCGCUGGCCCCUGUAUUCUACCAGCUUCCCAGAAGAAGCAGCACUGGAGGCUGAAGCGGAGCUGGGCAGCCAGCUGUCUUUGACUCCUGAAGACUCAGAGGUGUCAUCCCAGUGCCAAUCAGCCAGUGGAUCCAGUGGCUCUGACAGCAGCUAUAUGUCAGGGCGGGCCCUGGGCAGAGGUCUUGAGGACUUGUCCUAUACUGGCAGGGACCUCUCCUAG